This is a messenger RNA of Sapajus apella (tufted capuchin), 780 nucleotides long. RefSeq lists its product as uncharacterized. The record is from RefSeq and is a predicted model, not a curated record. Lineage: Eukaryota; Metazoa; Chordata; Mammalia; Primates; Cebidae.
AUGCGUCCCGACACCCCACUACGGGACGCGAAGGGCGUUCUCAUCCAGGUGGUGACCGUCACCUCUGGGGUCCUGGCACCCCUGCCCUGCGACCUGGAGUCAGGGGGUGCAAAAGAGAAGCUCCCACAAAUCAGGGAAAGGAAGGACACCAAGGCAAGGGCGCCUCUCAUCACCGUAAGAAGGCCCCAUCCACGGCAGACGCCAACCUCACUUCACCGACCGAGCCAGAGGAGACACCCAAGAGGUGAGCCAGCCUCCAAGAAGGCGAAUGAGCCGUCACAGGUCACCAUGGGCAAAGAGGGGAGAUUUUCCCAAAACUUAGACUAUGCAAACAGAGGCGAGGCUGCCAUGGGCUCCAGGGCCUCAAACGCCACCAACAAAAUCAAAGCGGAAGUGUUCGCAGCGAAUCCAUCACACAGACGGCCUUCAAGGGGCAGGGGUCCACCAGCCCCAGGUGGUGCCACAGACAGGCAGGGGAAGCACACGGGCACAGUCAGACACCCCACCAGGACAGAGAGCUCCAUGGCAGGCCCCAGGGCGGGUGGGACCCCAGGGGGAUCCCGUCGGAAUCCUGCUGCUCUCACUCUGUCCCCCCGACUGGGGCGCCUUUUCCCAGCGUCAUGUGGGAACCGCCAUGCCAUGUCCCGCCUCGGCUUCCCUCCACCCAAAGGAAGUCUCAUGGGUCCCCGACUCCUGCCUCUGUGAUGAUCCCCACGAGGGCUGCAGCGGGGAGAGCACAGCGGGGUUCAGCUUCAUUCCCCGGAGAGCCCCAGCAAGAGG